Messenger RNA from Rhodofomes roseus, 1183 nucleotides. Its product is annotated as Alpha/Beta hydrolase protein. The record is from RefSeq and is a predicted model, not a curated record. Lineage: Eukaryota; Fungi; Basidiomycota; Agaricomycetes; Polyporales; Fomitopsidaceae. The transcript is spliced from 4 exons. Bases 1 to 1086 code for a protein of 361 amino acids.
AUGCCUCUCGCACCCGUAGACGACAAGGGUACGCAGUUCUAUUAUGAGGACACAGGCGCUCCAUCCCGAUGCGCCACUUACACGACUUUGGUCCUCAUACAUGGCGGCGUCUUCCACAGCGCCAUCUACAGGCCCAUAAUACCCUAUGCCGCCGCACGUAAUGUGCGUCUUGUCCUGGUCAACGUCCGCGACUACCCCGGUUCGACCCCGUACUCUGCGUCCGAGCUUGCGGCCUUGCGCAGCGGCAACCGGGAGGAACAGAAGGCUAUGCUCGAUGAGCGUGGCAAGGAGGUCGCUAAAUUCCUUCUGUGGUUUAUCGGGAAGGAGAAAAUACCGCAAACCGCGAAUGGCCAGACUGGCAACAGCUCCCGUACCGGCGAGCUGGCCUUGCUUGCGUGGUCCUGGGGCAAUACGAUAACGAUGGCAUUCCUAGCGCAAGCUGCGAAGCUUCCGCAGCGCGAUCAGGAAAUAUUGGGUAGCUAUCUGCGGACCUUGUUCCUCUGCAGCGGUCAUGCCUUGGGCUUACCUACCGACUUGGCCGAGUUCAUCAUGCAUCCGUUCCGGGACGCGCAGAUUCCCGUCGAACAGCAAGGUCGCACCUUCGAGCGCUGGGUCUCCGAGUACUACGCCCACGCUCUCCCCAAGGACGCGGCGCUCCACUCCCUCACGUAUGACGAGCUCAAAGCAAGUCUCGUCCAACAGCCGAUCGAUAACCCGCCUCCGGAGCACGUCGCAACCGUGGACCGUCUCUCGUCCGAGCAGUACGCCGAUGUCGUCGAUCCGACGGUUACCGCCCGCUCUCACCUGCUUUAUAUAAUGGCCGUCGACAGGUCGGUCUAUCGGGACGUCAUGCACGACGCUCUGUGGGACUCGUCCGUAUGGCCAGGCCUCCGCGUCCCCCUGAUUUGGUGCGACAUGUCCGUCUCGGAGACGGUGUUCGCCGCGUGGCAUUUCUCGCAGCAGGUAAAGGAGAAUUGGCCGCGGGGAGCUAGGAAGAUCGAUAUUGUGCGCUUUGAAGGCGCAAAUCACUUUCCGCACUGGGACGAGCCACAGCGCAUGCUGGAGCUCUUGCUCACGUUAGCUUGAUAGGUGGAAUGUUGAAUGUACCGCAUACAGCGUGUUGUCAUCCGCGUAGACGUACUCACUAGAUUUCGAGCAUUCUCACCGUGAGGGAGGAAAGCAG